Messenger RNA from Gamsiella multidivaricata, 2925 nucleotides. RefSeq names its product 10 TM acyl transferase domain found in Cas1p-domain-containing protein. The record is from RefSeq and is a predicted model, not a curated record. NCBI's taxonomy places the organism in Eukaryota, Fungi, Mortierellomycota, Mortierellomycetes, Mortierellales, Mortierellaceae. The transcript is spliced from 3 exons. The coding region runs from base 132 to 2879 and encodes 915 amino acids.
CUCUUCUUUCUUCAACUCUGUCAUCGUUCUCAUUCGACCUCAUUCCUACUCAUCGCCUCCAUCACUGCAUCUCUCCUACACCUUUCUCUCUCUGUACUCUUCUCUUUAAUUAAAUAACUAUUGGUCGCGUGAUGCAGAUCUCCGCCGCCUUUCGAAGGAGUCUUCAACCGUUAUUCUGGGUUGUGGCGAUCGCGAUCGUUUCCCUCGCUGGAUUGCGGGGAUUAUUUGAUCCAGCAGACAAGACACGGUGCAGCAGUCUCUUGAACCAUGGUUCGUGGCUGGACAGCGAGCGGACUCAUUGGCAGCCAAAGGGAUGCAUGCUCAGGACUUAUGAUAUCCAGCACAUAACAACAUGUAUGAGUGGAUCAAGGGUCGUUGUCAUUGGCGACUCAGUCGCACGUCAACUCUACUAUGCCAUCGUCAAGAAAGUCCUUCCUGAUGCCAAUACCGAGGGCAACAGGCACUCCGACAUUUACUUUCAGGAUCCAACCUCAGGAACAUCAUUCGAAUUCUAUUGGGACCCGGUACUGAACAUGACAAAGACUGCUUCUCUCUUGACUGGAUCAAGCAAUCGCGUCUUGGGCAAGGAAGUACAAACGCCAACGAUCUUCCUAGUCGGCUCAGGACUGUGGUAUCUACGCUAUCCAGAGUGGUCAGGAGGCGUCGAGCGGUGGCAGCAAGUCAUGGAGAACUUGGUUCGACAGAUGGGCAGCUCGCGUCUGGAGCCAUUGGCGCGACAUCUGUUCAUCUCACCCAUUCCAACGGUCAACACUGAAAAGCUGUCUGAAGAGCGGCUCCAUACACUCUUGCCAGUCGAUAUUGACAACAUGAACAACUAUCUCAGAGAUGCGACCAAGGACACUCCAGUCUCAGUGCCCUUCAGUUGGAACAAGAUGAGGGAGGCAGCCGGCAAUCAAACAAACGACGGUCUGCAUUACGUUGAGAAGGUUGUGACAGUCGAGGCAGACGUCCUGCUUAACUACGUCUGCAACAACAGGGUUCCCAAGAUCGCUCCCAUGAGCGCCACGUGCUGCUACAGUUACCCCUCUAAUCAUUGGUAUCAGACACUGAUGCUGGCCAUCUUCCUGAUCUGGCUCCCAGUAGGAUACAUUCUCCAAACAUACUACCAUGGCCAUCCGGUGUCGCGCUUCUUUCCCAGUGUGGGCAUUUUGCACUCGUUCGCGGUGGUAGCUGCGGCUGUGAUGUACAUGUACUAUGCCGAUCGCACUAGUCUAUUCGCCAAGGGUAGCAAGAUGUUUUCCGCGCCGUCAUCCAUUUACCUUGUCUUUUUGUGCCUCAUGGCCGGCUCCAUGACAUUAAAGAGAUCCGAAAAGGACCAGGCGUUCUUGAACAGGGACCAGACAGACGAGUGGAAAGGCUGGAUGCAGGUCAUGAUCCUUAUCUAUCAUUAUGUCGGUGCCUCUUCGAUAUCUGCUAUCUACAACCCAGUGCGGAUGCUGGUUGCCAGUUACCUUUUCAUGACUGGAUUCGGACACUUUGUGUUUUACUACAAAAAGGCCGACUUUGGAUUCAACCGCGUUGCCUCGAUCCUGGUGCGCUUGAAUCUGCUCACCAUUUUAUUGGCAUACACCAUGAACACGGACUAUCUGGCUUAUUAUUUCGCACCGCUGGUCUCUUUCUUCUACUUGGUCAUCUACGGGAUGAUGUAUAUCGGUCACUCGCAUAACCACAACCCCUUGUUCAUCCUCAGCAAGAUCCUGGUCACAUCCAUCCUGACCGCAACAGCUAUCCAUCGGCCUCUAGUCCUGGGCUCGAUGUUUAAGCUCCUGCAUUUUGUGUUUGGUGUCACUUGGUCAGCUGCGGAGUGGAGAUUCCGACUACAGCUGGAUGUAUGGAUCGUAUUCAUCGGAGCGCUCUUUGCAUAUGGAUUCACUAAGGCCCAGGAGGUGUCCAUCACGACUCACCCGCAGUGGAGCGUUAUCAGGAAGACCUCGAUCAUUGCGUCCGCUAUCGGACUCCUAGGAUACUUCUCAUUUGCGGCUUCUAUACAGAAGUUCGAGUACAAUCACUGGCACCCGUACAUUUCCUGGAUUCCCAUCCUCUCUUUCGUGGUCCUACGCAACAGCACUGCUCCUCUCCGGAAUACAGUUUCGACUUUUUACACGUUUGUCGGCAAGUGCUCGCUAGAAACCUUCAUCUGUCAGUUCCACAUGUGGCUCGCUGCCGAUACCAAGGGAAUCCUGGUCAUCUCGCCAUGGGUAGAAGGAGUAGGAGCCUGGACUAUCAACCUCGCUCUGUCAACGUUCCUGUUCUUCACUAUAGCGCACGUACUGAGUGGUGCAACAGGAGAGCUCUCGGACUGGCUGAUCACAGGACGCGAGCCAAAGCCCAAGGGACGCCCUGCCGUACAGACAGUACCUCUCACAGUGGUUACUAAUACGAGCGAUAAAGAGUACGAAAGCGGAGCCGGUCUUCCCGUUGCCGUAAAACGACAGUCGGUCAUGGUAUCACCCAUUGCAGCCUCGGCAGGAGCUGUGGGGCCGGCCACGCUCAAGAGUCUUAUGGAAGCAAGUCUCGAACUGGGAGAAUCCAAUGCCAUCACAAGUCAGGCUGGAAGGAUGGGUCAAAAAAUUGAAGUCCAGCUUCCGAAUGACCACUCCAAGGGCACCAAAACAGGGCAGAGCCCAACAAGCGCAUUCGGAAAAAGCAGCGAUAGCGGCAGCAGGGAUGACAGGACGCAGGACGGGGUCGUCCUCCAGAUCGAUGCCAGUAGGGUAGGCCGGGUACGGUCUGGCGGCGUUGUCGCUUCAGCAGCGCCACCAUCUGCAGAUGCAUUCAAGCGUCUCUGGAUGCAGCCAGGCUGGAAGGUGGCCAUUUUUUUCACGGUCAUUUGGGUGCUGAACUACGGAUCCACAUGAGACACACAUGGAAAGCAUAGCAAUAAAAAUCGCACGCAUCAUAUAC